This is a messenger RNA of Entrophospora sp. SA101, 150 nucleotides long. Lineage: Eukaryota; Fungi; Glomeromycota; Glomeromycetes; Entrophosporales; Entrophosporaceae. The record is from the annotation of a GenBank genome assembly.
AUGACUAGCACUUCCCAAACCAAUAUUAGUGAGGCGACAGUUGCAGUAGUGGUAAUGGGUGUAGUAACAGCAGUUGAAGCAAAAGAUGAUGGCGAUGUUGUAGGAGAAGUAGUGGUAGAGGUGGAUGAAAAGGAUGAUGAUGAACUUUAA